Molecule: messenger RNA, 1052 nt
Organism: Myxocyprinus asiaticus (Chinese sucker)
Lineage: Eukaryota; Metazoa; Chordata; Actinopteri; Cypriniformes; Catostomidae
Product: secreted protein C-like
Exons: 2
Coding region: 21-599 (192 amino acids)
Source: RefSeq, a predicted model, not a curated record
GGGAAACGACCUCUGUGGUCAUGAGCAUGAGCGGAGACUCGGGAAUGACCUCUGUAGUCGUGGGCAUAACGACCUCUGUGGUCGUGAACAUGGGCAGAGACUCAGGAAUGACCUCUGUGGUCGUGGGCAUGGGCGGAGACUCGGGAACGACCUCCGUGGUCGUGUACACGGGAAGAGACUUGGGAACAGAAACUUUUCUUCUCCUUCUCCUCCGGAUGGCCGAAGUUGACAACGCUGGCUCUGGGACGCACGAGGCUGGCAAUGCUGGCUCUGGGACGGACGAGGCUGGCAAUGCUGGCUCUGGGACGGACGAGGCUGGCAAUGCAGGCUCUGGGACGGACGAGGCUGGCAAUGCAGGCUCUGGGACGGACGAGGCUGGCAAUGCAGGCUCUGGGACGGACGAGACUUCUAGCUCGUUGGCUGUGGCAGGCGUGGGUGUAGGCUCGUUGGCCGUGGUAGGCGUGGGCGUUGGCCGUGGCAGGCGUGGGCGUUGGCUCGUUGGCCGUGGCAGGCGUGGGCAUUGGCUCGUUGGCCGUGGUAGGCAUUGGCGCUGGCACGUUGGCCGUGGCAGGCGUGGGCGCAGACAAUUUUUGAGGUAGGGUCUUCAUGGACCUAUGCACCGACAUCAGUGGCAGAUCAUACAACUUGGAGACAGGAGCCGUGGAAGGCUUCGAGAAGGGAGCCGAAGACGAAGGUUUUGGCCCGGGGUUCCCGCCAUAAUCCACUUUAUAAUGGGAACCGCAAAGUUCCAGAGCCUUCUCCACAUAUUCGCCGAGCGUCCAGUGAGGAUCAGCCGAAGGCAUCAGUUCCCUCAGUGCACCGGAAGAAAACCACCAGAGAGCGGUCUGGAUAGUGCACUUCAUUUGCCAGCUCUAAAAACUCACGGACAUGAUCCUCAACUGGACGGUCCCCUUGUUGAAGGAGUAGAAUUCUGACAGCCGCUAGAUCCAUUCCUUGGUUAGAAUUUCUGUGAGGAGGCAGGCGAGGAAUGAAGAUCUAAAUGCAGCUUUUAAUGGUAAACAAAAAGAUAAACAAAGUACUCAGAAUAAAAC